AUGGCGAGCAAGACGAAAGGGCACCCGCUCAAUGGGAUGCACACGGCGGGCAUUUUCUCGGACAUGACGGUCGACGGCCCGCAGAUUGGUACCCUGGUUCUGGUCGUCGAUCGCGCAAAGAACCUGCCCAAUCUGCGCACCAUUGGAAAGCAGGACCCCUACUGCGCUGCACGCCUGGGCAAAGAGGCGAAGAAGACGACGACCGACAUUCGCGGCGGCCAGGUCCCCAAGUGGGACCAAGAGCUCAGGUUCACAGUGCACGACUCGCCCGACUACUACCAGCUGAAGGUGUCCGUGUUCAACGACGACAAGAAGACAGAGCUGAUAGGCGAGGCGUGGAUCGACCUGCGCGACAUCAUCAUCUCGGGCGGCGGCCAGAGCGACCAGUGGCACCAGCUGUUCUGCCGUGGCAAGAAGACGGGCGAGAUCCGUAUCGAGAUCACUUUCUACGACAGCCGCCCCAAGCCAGAGAGGGCUGCCGUCGUGGCAAAGCAGCCCGGGCCCGCCGCCGAUGCCGAAGCUGCCCAGUCCGCCGCCGGGCCCCGGUCCAUGCCCAAACGCCGCCCGCUGCCCUUGGACCCUGUCACUGGCCAGGCGCCUCCUUCCCCCAGCCCUGAGCCUGUCGAGACACCCACGCGACCCCAGCCGUCUCCUUCACAUCUCCCGAGCCAGUCGCCGCUCCAGCAGCUCGAGUACAACACCCCUCCACCAGGUGCAGCAGGAGCCUCUGCCGCUCGCUACCAACAACAGCCCGAUUUCCCGCAGUACCGGACGCCCGACAGAAGCGACAGGUAUGCCAGCCACGCCGAGGACCGAGAUUACAACCCUCACCAAGAACAACCUCCCUACGACCGUUACGACUCGAGACCUCACGAUGCUCACUACAUGCCACCGGAUGACAGGGCGAGACCGGCCGAGGACGACAGGCCACCGCCUCCCCCAGCACAUCGCACGAGAACCGGCAGCAACGGCGCCAUGAACGCAACGUACCAAGGCGGCUUCGACCCGCUGGCCAAAGGAACCCCACCUACCAUGCGACACGACGUGCUGCGGAAUGAAGCCCAUCGCCACUCGGCCUCGGCAAGCUAUCCUGGACGUCCAACGUACAAGGCCUACGACUCGGCCCCUGCGGGAAUGGGCGGCGCCCAGUAUUCCGACACGGAACAGCCGUCUCCCCCUCGGCAUCACUCGUACGAUUCUAGCUAUGACCCAUCUCACAGGACUAUGCAGGCUACCGUGGAGGAUGUGCCCGAGUCGCCAGACACUGCCCCUUCUUUUAGGAGAAGCAUGCCUGGUCUACCGCACGCUCAAUCCUACCCGUCGGCUCUCCGGUCCGACUUCGACCACUCUGUGAGCCCUGCACCGCUAGCUGUGGGACCAAGGGGUGGCGCUGGCCCCCGCCGGAUCUCCAACGCCCCGAAUGUGCCAGACCAGCAGAGAUACCAGGGUUCCAGCGGGUACAUGACAUCCGCGUCCGACGUAUCAGACCCUGGCUAUCCAGGCCCGAGGGAUCUUAGCAGGCAUUCGGAAAGCUCGCUUGUGUCGUACGGCUCCCACGGGGACCAGCGAGCCUUGACAUAUCGAAGCGAGCUCGACGACACAUCUAAUGGCUAUGGGAUGCCGCCGGUUCCUCCAUCUCUCGUCCCUGGAAUUGAUCCGAACAUUGCUUCCAAGGGCAUUGUGGAGAGGUACCAGCCAGAAAAGAAUCAUGAACGGCGAUACACGCAGCCAGCGAGUUUCGAUACGCCACCAAGGGGCCGGCCCAUGGGUGACGUGCCUCGCAGAUACGACCAGGACACAUCGCCUAGAUCCUACAAUGCGGGGCUACCGCCUAACAGCAGGAGCCCGGUGAUGUACUCCGAGGGGCCGUCGACUUCUAGCGUUAACGUCGUCAUCAAGUCACGCGCAUAUUCGCCAAACCCCAUCCGCGACCCGAGCCCCAACCCGAAUCAUACCAUCCGGCGCAAAUCUGUCAGUCCGGCGCCGCCGCCGGCCGAGAGUCGGCGGCUGUCGGCAGUCCCAUUUGGUCCUGACUCUUACAACGCUCUCAACCCGACCGUUGCAUCGGCCGCCACCCGAGAGCCUGCUAUCACACGCCCAGACUACGACGAGUCACGGGGCAAAAUCAUAACACACGACGGCCGAGAAGUAGAUCCCUCGGACCACCUGCCCAUGGAGACGUGGGCACCCGAGCCCGAGCCCAAGAAGCCCAAGGCGCCAACCUCGUCGGCCCCUGCCUCGGCCCGCCCUUCGCCCUCGGGCGCCCAGCCCCUUCCCCUAGCAGGCCGCCGUCCCUUGCGCGUCGCUGGCCGACCGCAGUCGGUGCUGCCGAGCGGCGUCAGCAGUGCGCAGUACGCGCUAUCAGGACCAGUCGAGCCGGAGACGCCCUCGCCGCCGACAUCGACGGGCCGCAACCGUCUGCAGAAGAAGGCACAGCGCUCCCCGAUGACCGCAGCCGGGCCCGUCAUGUCGGGCGCUAACGGGCCUGGCGGCUUCCGCAGCGGCAGCAACAGCAUCGACUCCAGCCCGCUGGCUCCAUACCCCCCGCACCAAGACAACAACAACUACACGCCGACGCGGCAGCUGGCGCGCGCCUCGACGUUCGACUCGUACGGCGGCGGCGGCGGGUCUAGCGAGAACUACCCACCCCCCGUCAUGUACAACGGCGGCGGGGGGAAUAGAGGGCCCCCGCCGCCCCUCCCCGCCAAGGUGCCGCUCGCCCUGCCCGCGCCGCCGCUCCAGUACCCGCCGGCCCCCGUCAUGAGCGGCGCCCUGCAGCUCCACAGCAGCAGCCUGGCGAGACGAGGCAGCAUGGACGACCGCUACCAGGGCGGGUACGACGACGGCGACUACGACGGUAGGGGAGGUGAUGGAGAUGUGCGGGCCGGCGGCGGCCAUGGGUCUUCGCUGUCCCUGGAAGAAGAGAUGCAGCGUAUCGAUCUCGGGCCGGGCAGGUCGCGGCGGCGCAGGUAUUGA
Molecule: messenger RNA, 2976 nt
Organism: Lasiosphaeria miniovina
Lineage: Eukaryota; Fungi; Ascomycota; Sordariomycetes; Sordariales; Lasiosphaeriaceae
Exons: 3
Coding region: 1-2976 (991 amino acids)
Source: RefSeq, a predicted model, not a curated record